ACGCUUUCACAUGUAACGCUACUCUAAAGUGUGUUAAGCACUUGAGGACAAUCAUAGAUGUGAUUGUAUUUUUUAGAAAACGAUUAUUUAUCUCUUUUUGCGCUUCGCCGGAAUUCAUCAGCAGAGAAUUAUAAGGUAAGACCAUAAGUGGAAAGAUACGGCGUUAUCAUCGCUGAUAACUAUAAUUGGGGCUUGUCUUUCUUAUAUUUCCGAUAUUGUCAAUCAGAAAACAUUGCAAAUUAACCGAAUAAGUUAAAGUAAAUUUUUAAAAAAAGUUGUGCUUGCAUUUAUCUUUGCGCUAACUAUAAAAUUGAAAUUAAAUUUCUAUUUACUAAACAAUAUUACGGUUAUAGUAUUUUCAAUACAUCGUUUUUUUCCGGGAUGGCAGAAGUUGGAAGAAAUGUGAAUUUUGUUGCACGUGCCUUCGAUCCCAGACCGUCUCAGACACGACGUUUAGUAGGGGUUAUCGAUGAUGGCACAUCUGCUGUGUCUUUUUCUAUUUACACUACACCCGAAUUUAAGGAAAUAGCCUCUCAUCAGUUGAGCAUACCAAUGAUUUCCGUUAAGCCGGGUUGGUACGAGCAAGAUGCCAUGGUCAUUAUCAACAAAAUAUAUCGUUGUGUCGAAAUUGCAAUGGGUAUGCUAGCGUCUUUGGGCUAUAACAACGAAGACUUGGUUACCAUUGGCGUCACGAAUCAACGUGAAACUACUAUUAUGUGGGAUGCUAUUACCGGUAAACCUUUGCACAACGCCAUUGUCUGGAAUGAUAUACGCACGAGUAGUACUGUCGAUCAGAUAUUAGCGAAUAUUCCCGGCGAAAAUUUAAACCAUUUUAAGGAUAAGUGUGGUCUACCAAUAUCACCCUAUUUUCCAGCUUUAAAAAUACGUUGGCUAAUCGAUAAUGUGCCCGCUGUACAAAAUGCAUUCAAAGAAAAACGUUGCAAAGCCGGUACCAUUGACAGUUGGAUAAUUUGGAAUUUAACCAAAGGUGGACUACAUAUAACCGAUGUGACAAAUGCUUCACGCACCCUGCUUAUGGAUAUUACAACUUUGCAAUGGGAUUGCACUUUACUAAAAGCUUUCUCAAUAGGACCUGAAAUGUUGCCUGAAAUACGCAGCUCUUCUGAAAUAUACGGGAUCGUUACGGAUGAGCGCACUUCGUUGCUUGGUAUAAAAAUAAGCGGAAUAUUGGGCAAUCAACAAGCCUCGUUGUUGGGUCAAAUGUGCAUAAAACCCGGUCAAGCUAAAAAUUCUUAUCGAUCGGGCUGCUUUCUACUAUGCAAUAUUGGCCAUAAACCUGUCAUAUCUCGCCAUGGUUUGUUAACGACAGUCGCUUAUCAGUUGGGGCCAAAUAGUCCUGCCACGUAUGCUUUAGAGGGCGCGGUAGCGGUAGCUGGUCACGCGCUCGAAUGGUUGGAGGAUCAAGUUCGCAUUUUGCCUAGAGCUGAAGAUGCUGAAAAAUAUGCUUCAGCUGUACCUACAACGGGAGAUGUGUAUCUCGUACCCGCUUUUACGGGUUUGUACGCGCCUUAUUGGCGGAAAGAUGCUCGAGGCCUGAUAAUCGGCCUUACCCAAUUUACUAACAAACAUCACAUCGUCAGAGCCGCUUUAGAAUCGGUAUGUUUUCAAACACGUGACAUACUGGAAAUCAUGUAUAAAGAAUCCGAACAAAAAAUUGAUAGACUACAUGCCGAUGGUCAGCUAUCCAAAAAUAAUUUACUAAUGCAACUACAAGCGGAUACUGUUGGCAUUCCAGUGUUACGUUCUCAGCUCUUCGAUUGUACACGGUUCGGUGUCGCAAUGUGCGCUGCGCAAGCGCACGGUAUAGAUCUUUGUCGCUUCGAUCCCGACAGAAAAGCGUAUUCUAACGUUUUCUAUGAUAAAUUCCUGCCAACAAGUACAGAGGAGGAGCGUAAACAUCGCUACGGCAAAUGGAAGAGAGCUGUAGAACGUAGUUUUGAUUGGGCAUAAUUUAAGAUUCAUUGUUUAAAUGUUAAGUUCCUAAAGUUACGUUUUGGGUAUGGUCAAAAAAGAAAACUUCUUAUUCUGAUAUUCUUUCUACAUUCUUUUCAUUUUCUGAAAUUCAAAGUUUGAUCUUUUGAAAGAGGUUGUCAUGUUUUUAUACCUCUACACUACUUGUCGUGUGUGGCGCAAGAUACAUUAACUUAGUGCGGACGUAUACAACACGCAAAAGGGCUUGAAAUAGACUCAUGUCUGUCAUCAUUAUACACCAAACAUAUUGCGAAUCUGCCUAAGCUUGUCUGACCUUGUCUGCACGUGUAUAACGAUGUGUUCUAGUUAAGGACGACCUCUAUUGAAAACGUUUUCGAUCAGACCUCCUUUGCGACCACUUCUCAUAUUAAUGCCUUGCUUUGAAAAGGCAUCAUAUCUAUAGCUGUAUUAAGUGAGGUCGUCUAAUAUACCUAAUAGCGGGCUCCGGCUGAGUAUAAUGUUUUUACUUAUAUUUUCUUAUUCUCACGCCAGGAGCUAUACUAGAUAUCUCAAUGUUUGUAUAGGAGGCUAAUAGAGGAUAUAUGUUCUUGAUUAACGUGAAUAGUGAGAUCGAAUCAAUCGAAAAGUUUAAGAUUCUAGCUAGGAGAACAAACAGCUUUCCAUAUUUCUUCAUGACCAUUCUCUUCGAUUAAUAUUUAGUAAUCAGCGAUAUCAGCUUAUGGCUUCUUGCCAGAAAAUUGGUAGAGCUGUUCAAUUUUCAAAAUUAUCGCUUCACCAUAUUGAGGCUAUAAGUUUGUUUCUACAUAAUGUCAGUGCCACGUUCCAAAUGCAGCUAAAUGGGAACAAAUGGUACGGCCACAGAAUUGCAUUGUACACUCUUAGACACCAAGCCGUUUGUAAAGUUUUAAACGUGCAAUUUCUGAUAUUGUGAAUGGAAACUCCUUUCGAGAAUAUAGUAUUCCACUGUGCUCUUAUUAAAAAAUUAUUAAUACAUAGAAAUGCAGCAUCCUUCUAAGGAACGUAUGUGAACAAAUAUUUGAAAAUCUCCAAUUUUUCAAGUGCACGCAAUUGAUUACCGUGCACUGAAUAUAUCAAACACACAAAGAGUAAAAAACAUUGGCGCAUAACUAGAAGCGUUAAGUUUGGCUAAUAAGUGAGACUCACCCUUCACAAAAAACUGCAUGAGAGCUAUUGAGCUGAAAUUGAAAGUCACUGAAGGUAUAAACCGUCGACUUGCUUUCCAUCGAACCAUCGCUGUGCGUCCUCUUAGAAAAAGCUGAAAGACAUUGGAUUGAUAUUCCGCCUAUGGACAGACUAUGCGCAUUUUGGUCUGACUCUGCACCCUCUGACAGUAAGGAAUUAUACGGUCGAAUAUUUCUAUAAUAUAACGAUAUGAUUCCAAAUUUAUGGCGACGCAGUUCCUUACAUCUUAAUCCCCUAGAUUAUUGUGUCACAGGCCAAGUUGAAUGCGAGACCAAUAAAGUCUCUCUUAAUAUUAUUUUCAUACCCAGUAAUUUACGAGGACAAAUAGCAGUUGAUAUAAGUAUGGCGUCUAUGUCGAAUCAAGAACUAUUAAUUAGAAUUUUUUUUGUAUAAUUACAAUAGUUCAGGCAUCAAAAUUUCACGGAAUUAUAACCAAUUUUAGAAAAAUAAUGCAAACACAAAAAAUCACAAUUUCUUCGCAAAUAGCGAACGCAGCGAUAGGACCCUACAACGCACAUUUCUUAUUGAAAAUGGAAUGAGAAAUAAGUAAAAAUAUUAUAGUCGGGUCAGACCGACCAUUAAUUAUCCUACACAGUAUCGUCCAAUACAAGCCUUACUAAUAAAUUUAGAUUUUUGUAGAGACAUGCUUUUUGUGGGAGCUACGGGAUCUCACAGAAACCAGCCGAAUAUAUGAACUGACGUUGAGCAAAUCUAACAAAUUAAAAUUUCGCACCAAAGAUCAUGUUAUUCUUUAUCCACUUUCCUCAUAAAAAAAGCGCUCAUGAGACUUCAUUGCCGGGAUUAUUUUUAUGAAGACCCACAUAGGGCGGUUGGGGUAGAAAAGGAAGAGCUCUCCGGUCGAAUUUUAGUAGAAUUAACUUCUAUGUCAAUUUUUGAAUAUGAAAUAUUGGACCGCUUUGCCAUACGGAGUAUUACUUUUCCAAUGACUAUUCGAAUGGUUGAAUGGGGAAUGAUCAACGCAUUGUCCAUUUAAUGUGGCGUAAUACUAUGACUGAAUGAUUUUUGUUGAAAAAUUUUGAAAUUUUCAAUUUAU
Messenger RNA from Glossina fuscipes, 4210 nucleotides. RefSeq names its product glycerol kinase-like. Gene Ontology annotation, cellular component: mitochondrion. The transcript has a single exon. Gene Ontology annotation, molecular function: glycerol kinase activity. The record is from RefSeq and is a predicted model, not a curated record. Gene Ontology annotation, biological process: glycerol metabolic process; triglyceride metabolic process; glycerol-3-phosphate biosynthetic process. The coding region runs from base 382 to 1971 and encodes 529 amino acids. NCBI's taxonomy places the organism in Eukaryota, Metazoa, Arthropoda, Insecta, Diptera, Glossinidae.